AUGAUAAGCCAACCACCCGCGGGCACGCAAGUUCCUGGCCCUCACCCUCACCCUCGCCCUCUGAAUCGCCCUGCUCUUCCUUCCAAACUCAGCAAUGUCAACCUGAGUCGACAAAAUGACACUGCCGACGUCGACGACGCCAACCGCUCGGCAUACACGGCAAACGGCAUGCUCCAAUACGCCGCACAGUCCGUCAGCACCNCCGAGGACAACACCCAGCACAUCCCGCCUCGCCUCCUCUCGCAACGCACCACACAACUACCUCUACCUCGCCGUCCCCAAUCUCUGACCGCACACGGUCAAUCUCGCCCGCCCGUCCCAAAGCCGACACCCACUCCCGUCCUGGAUCCAUCAACAAGAGCCAACGGUCUACAACCACCCGCAGUGGCCACUGCUCUUCCCNGAGACAAGGCUGCCGACUUCUUCCCAUGGACCAACAUCGAAGGCAAGCAUCCGGAAGAUGUGCUGAACGAGCACCUCAUAAAGUCCGGCUUCAGCGACAAGCCUACCGGUCCCUCGAGUACCGAGUCCAAUACGGCUCGCCCUCAUCUUUGGCCCAGCUUGAAGAACAAGAAUGGACUCGGCGUCUUGUCUGCUCUCUUUGUCCAAGUGCUGGACAAGAGGUCUCAAAUGCGUCUCUGCACCGCCCCUUCGACCUUUAAGCCGCCACCAAGAGUCACCCUGACCGACACAAAGAGAGAAGCUUGGCUCAAGGACCUUGCCAACCCAGAAGUGCCAUUACGGAAGCUCAGCCGGACUAUUCCUCAUGGUAUUCGAGGCAAGGUACUCCUCGAUCAUUGCAUAUCCAAGGACAUUCCCAUCGCCAGAGCUGUCUGGCUUUCCAAGUGCGUCGGAGCCAACGAGAUUCGUGCUUUCAAGAGAAAGGGUGUCUCUGGCCCUGCUGCUCUGGCUGGUGAACUAAAAUGGAUCAGAGAGUGGACUGUAUUUGUUGAACAGUUUGUUGAUGGUGUUGUCGUCAGCUGCGGCCAGCCGGGAUGGUCCCAAAAGAUGAAUUAUGCUGUUCGUUUGGCCACUCAUUUCUAUGUUGAGCAUCUCCUUGAUGAAGAACAUUACAUGGACUGGAUCCUCACUUCCCUCAAACAGAGCUCUUCUGAAAGACUGCCGGUCUGGAUCCUACUUACCCAAAUAUACUGGAAACAUCUCAUUUCCCACCGGAAACGUGGUCAUCGACUCGCCGAAGCCCUGCUUGGACAUGCCAAAGCCCUUGCCGCUACACCGUAUGGUAUUAAUUUACAGCUCAUCACGCGCGUCAAUCAACUCAUCACUAUCUUGGCCGUUAACCAUAGAGGAUGCCUGGUUCUCCCAAAGACUUGGGACCAAUACAAGACCACCUUCGCUGCUGUUAAACCAACAGGUCGGAUCAAUCUAGAAGCUGACGGUCUGACCAAUGUUGCAAGACGCAACAACCGAUUAUCAGGAGCAUCCCCACAAGCAACCUCGCGUACUACUAAACUUCGAUUGUUGGACACCCUGGACUCUGUCGGUUUGGAUGUUCAAAUCGAUAGGAUUGCUGCUCAAUGUGGGCUGUUGGGGCUCGAUACACGGUCGAUGUUGGUCACAACACUUGAAUGGGCAGCUUCCAAACACCGCUCAGGUAUCGCUCGUGUUUAUCUUGCCGCACAAUUGAUUCGAUACUGGAGCUUCGCAGGCUUCAGUGCGGAUGACGCAGUAUUGACGAUGCUCGAGAAGGCUCGCAACGACCGCAAUGUAGAACCUCGCCUAAUCUACAAGCUUGUCUCUGCCCUCGCUCGAUCUGGUCAUUUCUCAGUUGGUAAAUAUCUUCAAUGGCUCAUCUCUAUGGGCGUCUUGUCUGGGGCCAAUGCUGCCGCAAGCGAAGCUCAGCUCCUGCUCGAACUACCGACAGCCUACCUCUCUUCUCACAUCGUCAAUUUGAGGCGCACACUUCUGAACCGUGUUGGUUAUCACGCCAAUGCAGAAGUGCGUGAGGUUGAGAACUACAAGACCGUGCUGUCCCAACACCUUGGCGGCAUGUCCUUGCCUAGUCCUGGAAUGAUUUCACAUGAGCCAGCGCUCGAUACCAAGCCUGUUGGCGCUGUGAGAAUGGCAGUAGCCCAAUGGCUAUGUGAGAGAGUAAUCUCGCAAAGCUUUGAAUCAGCCAAUGACACUGUCUUUAAUGGCAACCUCGCUGCUUUCUGCCUGGUUCGCCACACCUUGGAACAGUUCGAGGACUUUCCAAGCUUGGCCAAAGUACUCGCCGCCGCGUCUAGCAGCAGUAAUCCUCAUAUUCUGGCCGCUGCAGCAGACACUAUCAACUUGAACAUCGAGAUAUUCGCUACUAUGGGUUUCUUGCCGGCGUUGGUCUCGCAAAUCUAUCAACAGCAACGUCGCUUACGAUCAAGGCAACCACUGGACCGCGCUUUCCUCCUGUCCUUGUCUGAACUCGUUCGCCGCGUACCAUCUGGUGCAACGUAUGCAAAGACUCUUGACAGCGAGCUUGCAAUGUGCGAGAUUCAGAGCUCUACCGCUGCAUGUUCGCCAGCAUCUGACAGCGUGGCAGUCUUGCAUUCUGGAAGCUUUGAGUCUAACGACGAUAUCGACCGAGUGCUUACUAGUGGUAACACUAUGGACGAGCAGCUGCUAAUCCGUAUGUUCUCUACCAUCACUGAUCGCAGUGUCAAGAUGGGAUCUGAGGGCCUGUCUCGUGCCAGCACGUGGUUUGCGCAACUGAGGUCGUUCGACCAGACCACUUUUGAGCAAUUGGUGCAGAAGCUCGUGAACAGAAUGGCCGAGCCUGCAGCGCCGUUCGAGGCUGUGGAAGGUAUUGUUGCCUCCNUGGUUGGAUCUAGCUGUCUGAAGCUGGAGAUCUUCCACCAAAUCUGGGAGAAGAAGCUCAAUGCCCUCAAAUCUACAGAGCCUGCGAAUGCUAGUCGCAUUGCUAUCAUCUGUGCCAAGAUAUUGAUACCCUCGACGUCUGUGAUGCACAAUCAAUCAGCCGAAGUGUACAGAUACAAAGUCGCACAGAACUCGUUUUGUCUUGGCCAUAAGGCAGACGUCCUGCGCAUUAUUGGAUCGUUGUUGCACCUGAACCCUCAAGCCAUUCUGUCGAGGAACGGCAACGCGCUAGGGGACAAGAUCACCUCCCUGCUCCGUCAAUACGUUGUUAGCGACCACAAACUGGUCUCGCAGGAGCUCAUCUCCAGGAAUGACCUGAUAGGUGCCCAGAAUCCUGUACAGCUUCUUCUUGAUUGUUUGCUAGAUCCCGCUUUCCAGGAACAGCAGGCAAACAUGUCAAUCAUUGAUAAGGUGAACAACAUUGUCGGGUCAACAACGGAGCUUUCUCUGCCAUUCAGCCAACUGGCUCUACAACAGCUUUCCUCAACUCUCUCCGGAGGUAACAGCUUGUCAGAGAACGACAAAGCCAGCCUGGUUCGUACCUUCCAGAGUGCGAUCGAGCACACGUCCUCAGUAUGGCCACAGCUGCUGAGUGCACUUGAUAAAGACUUGAUUCACCACAUCCACUCUUGGGCUGGCGAAUGUGUUUUGGAGAAGCUUUCCUCCAUCAUAUCUGUCGAUGGAUGUAUGGAGGAAGAGGCUUCUGUAAGGCGUUAUCUGAAAGCAGUUGAGGCAUCUGCGCUUGCAGCUUCAUCUCAGUCAAUGCCCUCGACCGCUUUUGUCAUGCUCGCCGAGCAACUGAAGAGGUUAGGUCAGUUCGCAGAAAGUAUCAGUCCUCUCGAUCCCAAACAAUCAGACAAAAAGGUGCGCAUGGCAUUCGGCAUCAGUGUGCUGCUACAGCUCACUACCAUGCACCAUCAUACACUUCAAGAUGUGAACGCUCUCGCACCAGACUUGAUUCCCCUGAUGAGUGUCCUGUGCGCUCUGCUCAUCCACCCAAAGCUACAAGGCCAGCAAGCUAUUCUUGAACACAUCCUUGAUGUUGCAUCCAUGAUCUCGGAUGACUUGUCCAACGAGCACAUGCACACCAUCCUACGUAACCUACCGUCUCAAGCUCGCUGCAUACCUCGUCUACGUUAUCUGUUCGGAACCCACUCAUCUCCAGACGCCUGGCUGUUGCUCGCCUCCAAGGUUGUGCCAGUCUCCGCAGCUCAGCAGAAUCCGACGUCUACUCCCUUACAAACCUCGUCUUCGCCAGUCUCAGCCACGCAGUCACCGUCAAUGAUGCAAAGGCCAUGGCCAGUGCCUGCUCGACCUGGCAUGCCUGCGCGUCCACCCUCUGUCCCCAAUACUCCCGUCCUAUCUCAAGCGCACUUGCAACAGCAGCAAGCCCAGCAGCAAAGACUUUCUAUGGGUAUGGGCGCAAAUAGAGGCCCGGUGGAGCUGAAGCAAACACCAUACAUGUUGAGGCGAUGGGAGCUGAUGCCUGACCCGACACCCAUUAUGGGUGCCAACGAUACCAGUCUGAGCCUGAGUCUAUUCCAGGCCAGAAAAUGUGUUUGA
This is a messenger RNA of Aureobasidium vineae, 4437 nucleotides long. The record is from the annotation of a GenBank genome assembly. NCBI's taxonomy places the organism in Eukaryota, Fungi, Ascomycota, Dothideomycetes, Dothideales, Saccotheciaceae.